AAUUCUUCAUUAGCUCUUUGCUUUAUUAUAGUUUCAAUCCCUACAGUUCUCGCUUCAACAGCGAACUGUCUUACCAAAAAGUAGCGCGAUGGCGGUCCAAUCAUCAAGGUCUCACCAUCACCGAGUCAGGCCACGUUCGCAUUCUCGCUCUUCAUCAUCCCCUUCUCCUCCUCCCGCACCACUGCAACAAAACCAUAUCCAUCCCCAUUCAUCUCUUCGAGGAUCACAGUCAUCUCUUCACAGCUCGCGAGAUAUCCGAGAGAAGCGUAGGAGCUUCAAUGCGAAUCGCACAUCCAUGUUGAGCGCUGGAGGGCAUCGGAAUAGAGCACUGAGUCGUGGUGCCAUCCCAGCGUUUCCAAACAUGGAUGACCGACGGCCAAACCCAGGAGAUGAAAAUGCCCUAAUUGUGGAUACAGAUGGUGUAGGAUUCUCGACGCAGUAUGGAGCGUCGGCAAGCUCUAUGACUGGCGUGAGUGGGAGCGAGCAAGAGUUCUUGACCGGGUUGAGGGAUGAGACCGAAACCGAGAUUGAACGGGAUAAAAGAGAUGCGGCGCAAUGGAGGAGGAGCGUUGAUGACCUCGUAGAUAGGACCCCCACACCAUUGGCUUUAAAUAAUCCAAGACACCCCUUAUCCUCUCGCCGCCCCAUCCCCCAAACUGCUCCCCCCUUCACUCUGCUUCCUUUCCGCAUAGGGUUCCCCGGUCUUUCAGCUUCUGUAAAAUUUGGUUGGAAAGGCCAAAGACGGAUAUGGAGUUUACCGAUCAAAAUGAGUAGGAGGCGCUGCGAGAAUGCGCUUGUUCUCGGCGCGGUGUUAUGGGGCAUUUGGGUUCUGGUGAUCAAGUGGGACGAAAAAGCCGUUGCAGGAGAAAUAGGGCUUCUCGUUGGCUUAACGUUAUUAUAUACCGCUCUUCGUUUCCAACCGACUCCACGACGUCUUCUUUCCCAACUCCCACCAACCAACAGACCCGCAUCCCCUGCUAUUGCCUCACCUUCAAGUUUUCCUUCAAGUCACGCCAGAGAACGGAUCAGGCGCGGCUCAAUGAGUAACGCUAACGGUUCUUUAUCACCUUCUUUCCCAAAGGAUGAUCACCGAGGAAGAGCUUUCUCGCCGGAUGAAGAUGGUAGAAUGGGUAUUGGGGAAAGAGCCAGUAUAUGGGGGACAGAGGAAAGGGAAUAUCGUGAAUGUCCCGACGACGGUAUUUUCUAUAGUCUUCUCCUUGGACCUCUUGUAGCUGCCGCUCUCCUCCAUUCUGCCUUAUCACAACUAUCCUCUAACCCUUCUUCACCUAUCGCUAACGGAUGGAAUAUCGAACCUCCUCUCGUCUUACCUUCCACACCCAUUCGUCGGGGUGCGAACAUCACCAACGAAGAACCUACCGACACCAUCCGUGCCUUGUCGGCUUUGGCUACCUCCCGUCGUAACCUUGUCCAGCUGUUCACUCUUUGCUCUUUCGUUUUAUUAGUUCAUGUUACUCGCUCCUUACACUUGGAGAUCACUCAGUUUCGAAUCAACUACCCUCACAAUACCAGUGCCCCGGAUGCGGAGAUUGCGAAGCUGCAUAGUCUGCAAGCCCAACAAGCUAGUAUAGGGACAUAUUGGUUAAGGAAGGGGGAAUGGAAGCGGACUCGUAGUGUGGUUGGAUUUUCUUUCCUUGUGACUGGAGUUUGUCUAUUGGUCAAAGCAGUGACUGCAAAAGUUGGGAGAGGGGUAUGGAGUGACAUGUCACCCUCAGAUAUCGUUAUCGCUACUCUAUUUUACCAGUUCAGUAUCUACGUAUGCGUUCGCCUCGCUAGAAGGGGAGUCACCCUCGGAGAAUUGGCAGCAGUGUGCAAUGCGGCUACAGCAAUGGUCAUGGAGACCACCAACCUUACACGAAUGAAGAUAAGCAUAUUCAGGACACCCUACAUCAAAACAUAUCGACUUCCAACUCCAUUGUUAAUAUUCCAACUCGCUCUCAUCCCCGGUUCCCUCCUGGCAGGGUUUCUCCUUUCCCCCCUCCUUUACCUCUCACGCAACCUCGCUCAAAAACCCGCCCACCGCCUCCGCCUCCCACACGAAAAACCCGUCCAUCGACGCCUCCUUGCACUAGGCUUCUACGCUGGCUCCGUCCUCAUCUGCGGGGGUCUCGUCGGCGUAUGGGCAAAAUGGUGUCUCGGCGGACGCAACCCUUUUACAUGGGCAUUCUUCUUUAUCUUUGAAGGUACCCACGCAUGGACAAGGCCGGCAUUGAUGGCGUAUUGGGUCGCCUUGGCGGUGAUAUCGGUAGCAGCGUGGGAAAGGCAGUUGAAUCGCGCGAGGAAGCAUAGGCGGUAUGUCGUACCUGGUACUGCCGCCAUCCGUGGAGAAGGUCCAGGAGGUCCGCAUUCAGUUGCAGGUGGACCCGUUGGGAAACAGUCGGGACUAGGGUCUGGGAAUGCGCUUGGGAAUGCGACGAAUGGUGGGCAGCCAGGCGGAGCAGCGCAAGAGGGAUUUACUGGCGUGGCUGCGCAGAUGAUGGAUGCAGCAGAUCAGAGGAUGCCAACUUUAUCAGUCAAUGCUAGGAGGAAGUCUUUCCAUGCGCUGGCGGUAAUCAUGUUCAUCCCUGGAAUCGCUGUUGACCCGGCAUUCACUCAUUUAUCUUUCUCUGUCGCAUUUGCCGCAUUCAACUUUGUAGAAUACGUCCGGUACUUCGCGCUUUGGCCUUUUGGCGUCAAGGUUCAUCUCUUUUUGAACGAAUUCCUGGAUCACAAGGAUUCUGGGACAGCAAUCUUGAGUCAUUUUUACUUAUUGGCAGGGUGUGCUGCGCCUCUAUGGUUUGAGGGUUCGAGCGACAUCUUAUCUUACUUUGGGGUACUCUCACUAGGCAUCGGCGAUGCCUUGGCAUCAAUUGUGGGUCGUCGAAUAGGAAGAUUGCGUUGGUGCACCGUAUUCGGCAAGACGGUAGAAGGGAGCAUCGCAUUCUUCUUGUCUGUGCUCGGUGCAUCAUGGAUCAUGUGGGCAUUCGGGGUUGUAGACAACUUCAACUUCAAACCAUACGCAAUCACUGUUGGUUUGUCAACCCUUCUGGAAGCCUUCUCCGCCCAGAACGAUAAUCUGAUUCUCCCAAUGUUUGGAUGGGCGGUCGGGACUCUUUUGGGGGUAUAAGUGAGCUGUUGUCUGACUGAGGGUUUCGGACAUCGCACAUUGCGCUUGUCAUUGUCAUUGUUGCACUGAUGGACGAGUCAGAGAGCUGGGAAUGUUUUCAUAUCUGCUCAACUGUGAUGGGAUUAAAUCAGGGGAAAUUUGUAUAUAACAUAACCAUAUUGCAUCAUAAUACUUAAAAGUCUUUUUUCCAUCUAACUCCGUGCUGGUUCAAUCAUCAUUUUCCAGCCAUUUUCAUGAUUGCAGUACUAUGCAUCUUUUGCAG
Cryptococcus deneoformans JEC21 is the source of this 3386-nucleotide messenger RNA. RefSeq names its product dolichol kinase, putative. Gene Ontology annotation, molecular function: dolichol kinase activity. Lineage: Eukaryota; Fungi; Basidiomycota; Tremellomycetes; Tremellales; Cryptococcaceae. Bases 89 to 3124 code for a protein of 1011 amino acids. Gene Ontology annotation, biological process: dolichyl monophosphate biosynthetic process. The record is from RefSeq and is a predicted model, not a curated record. Gene Ontology annotation, cellular component: endoplasmic reticulum membrane. The transcript is spliced from 9 exons.